CAUCGGUUUUCAGUUCUUUCGCGAUCGUCUCGGUGUUCACACACACCCGAAUCAAACUCUCCGUCGUCGAAAAACGACUUUUAGUGUUGUUGUUUUCUUUCUGUGUAUCUCUCAUCCAGCUGAUAGACAAACAGCCCAGGGGUCACCAACGUUCGGCAACCGGCAGCGUUGGAGGUCUUUCAAGGCCAGCAGACUGAAAAUUUUCGGUUAAGAUUGGGUAGUUCCCUGGAAUUACGUGAUCACGAGCGUUGAUAAUUACUUUCACCUGAAACCGAGAGUGACAUAAUCGAGCGCAGAUAAGCUGGUUCAUAUUCGAGGAAUAAUUCCCGUUCAGGAUGAGAACCGCUCGAUCGAUCUGCUUAGGAGUAAUUUUGUUAAUUACUUUUUCCGCACUAACAGAUGCUCAAUGGUUCGGCAGUAGUAAAAAAAAGAAGGAAGAAGAUCCGAACGUUUCAUUGCUCUCCUAUGCGCCUAUCGAUCCGGAUGCAGUCCCACCGCAGCCAGAUGUCACAUCGACAACGACCAGUACCACGACGCCGGCACCCACAACGACCAAGAAGAAGGGAUUUUUCGGAGGUCUUUUCGGAGGAGGUAGCAAGAAAGACAAGGAAGCAACCACGACGUCUACGACAACCACCACAACAACCACUCCAAAACCAACGGCCACGACAAAGAAAUCUGGUGGAUUCUUCGGUGGUCUUUUCGGAGGCGGAAAGAAAGAUAAGACAACCACAACCGUUGCUCCCAGUACUACAAAAGCGAUUCCCACCACAACGGCGAAAUCCGCAGCAGUGACACCAACCGUCAAAGCUGCUGUUCCGAGCACUGCGGCAACCCCAACUACGAGCACCGUGAAAUCUGCCAAAGAUGUUCCCAUCCCAUCGGUACCAACGACAGCAGCUUCCGCUCCCAAACCUCCACCAAUUCCACCCAAACCUGUUUCAUCUACCCCCAAAACAAUUGACGCCUUCCCACCUUUGCCACCAAAAUCUGGAAGUCCCACACCUGCUUCCGUGCCGACCUCAACCGUAGCCAGCGCUUGGAACAAACCUCUGCCAACACAACCGCCAGCUUCUCCGGAGGUCGGUAAACCAGGUGUAAGCUUCGUCCCCACCCAACCUCCGGCACCGGGAGCCACCACUAAGACAACCCCAAGAUACAGUGAAGGACCAACGGCAACCGACGAGGAAUUAGCCACACUCUCUGAGCAACUUUUCUCCAAGGACACAUCUCAACUAAACAAAUACGUCCGACCUAACUAUCAACGACAAACGCUGUCAUCAUCCUCUCUAGAUGAAGCUCCCGAGCCUUUCCUGUCCGUCGAUGAACGCCAAGUUUACGCCGUACCAACGGUUGAGAAAAUGCGAGCCCUGUUCAACAACUACGAGGUAGACACGAUGGUCAACGAAUACGUGACUCCGAUGGAGAAAAAGGAGGAAAACGACUUCGUAGAUGCACUGCUGGCGACCAACGUGAUGCGAACCGCAAUGCUGUUCUUGCAGAAGAAGGGUGUCGUGACGGCUGAUCCAAAAACGCACCACGAGCUGCUCAAGACUAUCUGGUUCCAGCUGUACUCGCGAGGUAACGGCAAGAUUGGUAGCUCCGGUUUCGAGCACGUUUUCCUAAAUGAAGUCAGCAACGGGACCAUGAUCGGUUUGCACAACUGGGUGUAUCUGUAUGAGCAGGAGAAGACGGGAACCUUAGACUAUCAAGGUUACAUUAAGAAACUGGACCUAGGAAACAAAGGAGAAAUUGCCAAGAUCCGACUAACCUACAACAAACUAUCAAAACCGUCCAACUCGCUGUUCGUUGCCACUUCCCCCGAGCUGGAGAUUGCACUCUACACGGUGUGCUUCCAGAUGCGACCGGACACCGAGUGCCCGCUGGCUGUCAAUGGUAAAAAGUUCACCAUCAAGACCUUCACCUUCCGCUAUCGGGGCAAGAAUCUGAUCGGUGGUGCUUGGCCAAACUUCUAGACCAUCGUUGCGAAGCAACGAAUAACAGACAUUAACGUAUCAAGAGCGGGAACCUAACCUCUCUCUUUUUUUUUUUUUUUUGAUUUGUUAUACUCAAAUAGUUUUACGCACUUUUGUACUACUCGUGUAUAUUAAUUGAUUAGAAAUAUAAGCAUUUAUUACGACGA
Wyeomyia smithii (pitcher-plant mosquito) is the source of this 2143-nucleotide messenger RNA. Its product is annotated as endoribonuclease CG2145-like. Gene Ontology annotation, molecular function: RNA endonuclease activity. The transcript is spliced from 4 exons. NCBI's taxonomy places the organism in Eukaryota, Metazoa, Arthropoda, Insecta, Diptera, Culicidae. The coding region runs from base 336 to 1976 and encodes 546 amino acids. The record is from RefSeq and is a predicted model, not a curated record.